This is a messenger RNA of Talaromyces proteolyticus, 2919 nucleotides long. RefSeq names its product nineteen complex-related protein 2-domain-containing protein. The transcript has 8 exons. Gene Ontology annotation, biological process: spliceosomal complex disassembly. The record is from RefSeq and is a predicted model, not a curated record. Lineage: Eukaryota; Fungi; Ascomycota; Eurotiomycetes; Eurotiales; Trichocomaceae. The coding region runs from base 1 to 2919 and encodes 972 amino acids. Gene Ontology annotation, cellular component: U2-type post-mRNA release spliceosomal complex.
AUGAAUUCACCUUUUGCGAAUCGCCGCAAGCCGCGCAAGAUUGGAGGAGAAGAUGAGGAAGAUAAUAGUACAAGUCAAGAUAGCGAACCCGUCGUUAAAAGACCAUCGAGUCUAAAGCCAAAGCACAAAUCAAAACUCAGACUUUCCUUCGGACCCGGCGAAACGUCCAUGGUGGAUGAUGGCGACGACGCAAGUGGAGUUGUUACGCCAAAGCGACCUGGUCUUGGUCGGCGUGUCCUCGAGAAAAACGCCUUACAAAAAACACCAAGCACCACAGGCUCCGCGACUCAUUUGCCUUUUCGAGUCGGACAAGAGCAGGAUAGGCCGGCCUACGGAGAGGAUUAUCUCAAGGAGCUGCGAGACUCCACUCCCUCCACGCCUAAAGCCACAGACAGUGAAAACGAUCGGAAGGAAAUUGACGUUACGGCGAAAUUCGGGGAAGUCAUGCAAAUGUCGGGUGCUACUGCGAUACCGAGCGAGGCGGAGAUCAGAGAAAAGAAAGCACGGCGGGCACGAUUGGCCAAUGAACCCGAGUACAUUUCUUUAGAAGUAGAGGACGAAGCCGAAGAAGAUUAUAUGGCUCUCGACCAUAAGAAGGAAAAGGAACAAACUCGCCUUGUGAGGGACGACGAAGACUUUGCAGAAGGAUUCGACGAGUUCGUUGAGGAUGGCAAGAUUUCUCUCGGCAGAAAAGCGGAGCGAGAGCAACAGCGAAGACAACGCGAGCAGAUGCGAGAGCUUAUCAACGAGGCGGAAGGAAGCUCGGAGGAGGAAGACUCGGAUGCAGAACGAAACGCCGCUUAUGAAGCCGCUCAAACGCGAGCCGGCAUGGACGGUAUGGAGCGUGAACGGCGUGGCAACUCAUCUCGUCCAAAAACGCCACCAAAAAUCGCAUCUUUGCCAAACCUUCCGGGCGUGCUGGGACGGCUGCGUGCGAAUUUAGCAGAAGCAGAGGGCUCUAAGAAGCUCUUGCUUGAUCGGAUGGAAGAGCUUCGCAAGGAAAAGGCAGAUAUCGCAGUGCGAGAGGUUGAGAUUCAAGCAUUGAUCAAGGACGCAGGCGAACAAUAUGAAAAACUUCGCCUUGAGGCAGGCCUUACACCAGGGGGCGAUGGUCUGCCAGGAGACGCGACACCCAACGACCGUGGACUGGAAAGUCUGGGGGGUUCGCUGACAGUUUCUCGCGUGGACUCUGAGACUGAGCCAUCUCGAACAAACAGGCCGAAAUAUUCCGUUCACCUUAUUCCCUGGCUGGCAAGCCCUCUCGAUGAGAACAGCGGAGCAGUGCCACGCUUACGCCAACGUAGUGAUGCUAGUCCCAUCGAGUUGUUCUACGAUGUAUUUCUAGUUGCGAAUCUCGCCACAUUCUCCGCUACGCAUGAGAUUACAGACAUCAAGGCGGUGUGGUCAUAUGUCGGCUUUGUUGGCAUCAUCUGGUUCACUUGGCUCCAGGUGACUCUCUUCGACCUUCGCUUCUCUAGAGAUUCAAUCUUUGAGCGGACUUGCAAGGUCGUUCAGCUAUGCACUAUGGUUGGGUUUGCUUCCGCAGGAUCACGUUUUUCAACACGCAUUCAGGACGAGAACGUUUGGGCUUUUAGGUCGUUGUGCGCACUCCUAUCUGGAAGUCGCUUCAUGCUUGCCGUACAAUAUAUGAUCAAUCUAUGGUUUAUUCAUGACAAAAUGUAUGCAGCUGCAAAAGGAAUGCUAGCUAUUAUCGGCGUUCUUUCAGUCACUGGAGUCACCUACCUAGUGUUGUACUUCACAUUCGGUCCAUCCGAACCUCACGUUUGGACUGCCUGGUUCGGCCUGUUUUUAUUUGAGUCUCUCGCCGUCAUUGCAGUCUCAACAUAUAUUCCGGGACUAGAGCUUGAUAACACUCAUCUCACCACACGAAUGGGGCUUUUGACCUUAAUCAUCGUGGGCGAGCAUGUAAUUUCGGUCACCCGGAUUGUCAAGAAGAUGAUAGGCGGUGGUGGAUGGACGCUGGCAUCACUCUUACAUGUCAUGGGUGUCGUGACCACAGUGUAUCUUUUAUGGCAUUCAUACUACGAUAUUUCACCGCGCAACCGAUACGGAAGACUUCGACAACAGAUAUGGACUCAUCUGCAUUUUCCAUUUCAUAUGAGUAUCAUUCUUUCUUCCGAGGGCUGUCAGAUUCUCGCCCUAGCUUUGGAUAUUUCUUUGAAGUUGAGAUAUUUGCUUGAGACGAUGCAGUUUGCUUGCGAGGAUCCACCACCUUUGAAGAGCUUCGCGUUGGAAUUACUCAAUCGUACAAUUGUUGAUAUGGAGAUCGACUUCAGCAAAUCCCCUCAUGAAAAGGCUGGCAUUAGUCAUGUCAUGGCUACUUUGUGGAAUACGACCGACAUUUGUGCAGAAGGAAACUCUACACAAGCUUCAGUAUAUGGAAUUCCUGAAGACCAAGGGCGUUAUUUGUCCGGAAACGUUACUGUGGCCCUCUUUUCGAGUAUGGACAUCCUACCAGAAGAGCCUGAUUCUACGAAUACUGAUGGAAUGAGAUACGUGAGAGUGUAUCUUGGGCUUUUGACGUUCGUCUACAUAUACUAUUUCAUCACGGUAGGGCUAGCAAUGGCCUACUUCGGUAUUUUUACGAUAUUGACAAGACGUCAUUCAAAUCAAGUAUACAAUGCAGUCGCCGUGGCAUUUCGAUUUCUAUGUGCAAUUGUUCUCAUGUCACAAGUUGCAUUCGCGAAAGAUUUCAAUUUAACCUACAGAUACAUGACGCAUCCAAUCAUACUAUACACAUUUUCCCUAACCAUGCUUUCCGUUCUCCUUGUCGAUCGAGUUCUAGACACGCUUGCAAAGUCGAGGAAAGUUGAUAUAACUCGAAAAAGCAGCACACGUAGCAGGGCACCAAUUGUGAGUUUCGACCAGGAAGCGGACAGUACUUUCUACGAGGGAUAG